AUGUCUCAUAUCGCAGAAAUCCGUGCUAAAAUGCCAGAAGGUGUACAAGUAAAAGCUGUAAAAAAGAAUUCUGAAAUUGCAAAAGCAAUGCGUUCAGGAAAAAUUGUAGAAACAGCAAAAAAAUUUAAUGCCGGUGGAAAUAAACAACAUCAAUCUACUAUGAAUUCUCUUAAACUUGCUGAAGAGACGGAAGAAUUACAUCAUGAUCGUGUACCACUUGAUCUUGGAAAAACUAUUCAAAGAGUUCGUACUGAAUUGGGAAUGUCCCAGAAAGAUUUAGCUGUUAAAAUUAAUGAAAAACAAUCUGUAAUAACAGAUUAUGAAAAUGGUAGAGCUAUUCCAAAUCAACAAAUAUUUUCUAAAUUGGAACGAGUACUUAAUGUCAAACUUCGUGGUAAAGAUAUUGGUAAACCAUUUCCAGCUAAAAAAGCUCCACCAAAAAAAUAA
This is a messenger RNA of Strongyloides ratti, 447 nucleotides long. Its product is annotated as Endothelial differentiation-related factor 1. Gene Ontology annotation, cellular component: nucleus. The coding region runs from base 1 to 447 and encodes 148 amino acids. The record is from RefSeq and is a predicted model, not a curated record. NCBI's taxonomy places the organism in Eukaryota, Metazoa, Nematoda, Chromadorea, Rhabditida, Strongyloididae. The transcript has 2 exons. Gene Ontology annotation, molecular function: DNA binding.